Molecule: messenger RNA, 755 nt
Organism: Medicago truncatula (barrel medic)
Lineage: Eukaryota; Viridiplantae; Streptophyta; Magnoliopsida; Fabales; Fabaceae
Product: 40S ribosomal protein S15a-1
Exons: 4
Coding region: 129-521 (130 amino acids)
Biological process (GO): translation
Cellular component (GO): ribosome
Molecular function (GO): structural constituent of ribosome
Source: RefSeq, a predicted model, not a curated record
AGCCAUGUAGGCCCAGCCCAAUAGUAUAAAAUCGGAUAAAAACCAUUUUGAUGCUUCCGUAACCCUAAUUCUUCGAUUCUCAACACAGGGUAUUCGUUUCCGCACAAACACACAAUUUCUCUGAAAAUAUGGUCAGGGUUAGUGUUUUGAACGAUGCACUCAAGAGCAUGUACAAUGCUGAGAAACGUGGGAAGCGCCAAGUUAUGAUUAGGCCAUCCUCAAAAGUGAUUAUCAAAUUCCUUAUGGUCAUGCAAAAGCAUGGAUAUAUUGGAGAGUUCGAAUACGUUGAUGAUCACAGGUCUGGCAAAAUUGUCGUCGAAUUGAAUGGAAGAUUGAAUAAGUGUGGUGUUAUUAGUCCUCGUUUCGAUGUCGGUGUCAAAGAGAUUGAAGGAUGGACUGCUAGGCUUCUUCCCUCAAGACAGUUUGGGUAUAUUGUCUUGACUACCUCUGCUGGUAUCAUGGAUCAUGAAGAGGCUAGGAGAAAGAAUGUUGGUGGUAAAGUGUUGGGUUUUUUCUAUUAGGUAUGAAGAUUGCAUCCAAUUUCAGAUUUUGAGAAGUUUUAGUAUUUGUGAUCGAAUUCAGUUUUUUUACAUGGAUAUUGUAAUUUGGAUUACUUAGGAUUGUAAGCUUUUAAUUUGCACUUUUGUGCUUUUGUGCUAAAUUGAAUUUUGGGUAAACUAUUGUGCUCUUGGUCCCUAGCUUAUGUGUUUCAAAAUUGUUGAUUUUUUAAUGAAUCCAAAUUAUUGUUUCGUUAA